Messenger RNA from Dromaius novaehollandiae (emu), 7640 nucleotides. RefSeq names its product shisa family member 6 (gene SHISA6). The coding region runs from base 93 to 1793 and encodes 566 amino acids. Gene Ontology annotation, biological process: regulation of AMPA receptor activity; regulation of short-term neuronal synaptic plasticity. Gene Ontology annotation, cellular component: postsynaptic membrane; postsynaptic density; dendritic spine membrane. The record is from RefSeq and is a predicted model, not a curated record. The transcript has 6 exons. Lineage: Eukaryota; Metazoa; Chordata; Aves; Casuariiformes; Dromaiidae.
GCGCCGCGGCCGCUGAGCCCCGCGCCGCCGCCCGCCGCCCCCACCCCGCGCCGCUCCGGCCGCCCCGCGGCUCCCCCCGCCUCGCCCCCGCCAUGGGGCCGCGGCACCUGCUGCUGCCGCUCCUCCUGCUCUCCCUGCAGCUCCUGGCCCUGCUGCUGGCCGCGCAGGCGGCCGGGCCCCCCCGCGCCAAGGGCAACCGGACCCAGGGGGCGGCGGCGCCGCGGCGGACCCCCAAGCCGGGCAAGGAGCUCCUCAACCAGACGCUGCCGGGCCCGGGGGCGGCCGCCCCCACGGCGCUGCCCGGGCGCGGCAAGGGCGCGGGCGGCGGGAGGACGCCCCCCGGCGGCGGGGGCGGCGGCGGGGCUUCGGCCCCGGCGCACGAGACGUGCUGGGGGUACUACGACGUGAGCGGGCAGUGGGACAAGGAGUUCGAGUGCAACAACAGCCUUACGGGGUUCCGCUACUGCUGCGGCACCUGCUUCUACCGCUUCUGCUGCAACAAGCGCGCCGAGAAGCUCAACCAGAGCCUGUGUCGCAACUACAAGAGCCCCGAGUGGGCCCACCCCACCACCUCCAGCGGUGCGCUGCCCGCCGACGGCAGCAACGGCGCUGACGGAGAUGCCGACAAGUACGACCCGGACAAGGACAGCACCAAUGCCACCGUCUACAUCUCGUGCGGGGCCAUUGCCUUUGUGCUCAUCGCUGGCGUCUUUGCCAAGGUGGCCUACGACAAGGCGCGGCGCCCACCCCGGGAGAUGAACAUACACAGGGCUCUGGCUGACAUCUUAAGGCAGCAGGGACCAAUCCCAAUAGCACACUGUGAAAGAGAGACUAUCUCGGCCAUAGAUACCUCCCCCAAAGAAAACACCCCAGUUAGGACAUCUUCCAAAAACCAUUACACCCCUGUGCGCACCUCCAAAAGUAACCCAGGUCACUAUGGAAAGGAUAUUUAUCGAAGUGGAGGGCCAGAUCUCCAUAAUUUCAUCUCCUCCGGGUUUGUCACAUUAGGAAGAGGACACACGAAGGAUGACCAAGAACAAAAUUAUAGUCACCUGAUACUAAACAGUGCCACCCAGACACCUACACAUGACAAGCCACGGAUGAACAACAUCCUUACUUCUGCCACUGAACCUUAUGACCUGUCCUUCUCCCGGUCCUUCCAGAAUCUCUCUCACCUCCCACCAUCCUAUGAGUCUGCAGUCAAGACAAACCCAAGUAAAUAUUCUUCUCUGAAGAGACUAACUGACAAAGAGGCUGAUGACUAUUACAUGAGGAGGAGACACCUGCCUGACCUGGCGGCCCGAGGCACACUCCCUAUCAACGUCAUCAAAAUGUCGCAACAGACCAACCACAGGGAUAGGCCCCGCCGGCCCAUCAGGGCCAUGUCCCAGGACAGGGUGCUGUCCCCUGAGAGGAUCAUGCCCGAGGAGUUUAGCAUGUCCUAUGAACGGAUCCUCUCAGACGAACAGCUUCUGUCCGCAGAGCGCCUCCACUCCCAAGACCCUCUGCUCUCCCCGGAGCGUUCAGGGUACCCAGAGCAGUCUAUGUCACGGGCAUUGUCACACACAGACGUCUUUGUUUCAACACCUGUCUUGGAUCGCUACAGGAUGACAAAAAUGCACUCCCAUCCUAGUGCCUCAAAUAACUUCUACAAUACCUUAGGUAUGAACCCAACUUCUGCCAAGCGCCAAGCGUUUGCCUCCCGACGGCAUAACACAGUAGAACAGCUGCAUUAUAUCCCAGGACACCACCAUCACUACCGCACAGCGAGCAAAACAGAGGUGACUGUUUGAUAUGACCCUGUGCAUUGUAGAUUUUCAUUAAGGACUGGGGUGGUCACAGCACCCUAUACUGCAGUGGCCUUAUAGGCCAAGAUAACCUCUAAUAACUCAGUGUCUGAAAGACUUCUCAAACAGUCCCAUCCGCAUUGUUUUUAAAGCCACCCCCUACAUUGGUGACAUAAGAAGAACCUAAGCAAACAGGCGAUAGUGAGGGAUAAUGGAGGUUAUUUCCUAACAUGCAUCAGUUUCUGUCAAAGAAAGCCAUAGUAGUAGAUGGCUCCUUCCAAGGGCUCACCUGCACUAUCUCAUUGUUUUUAAUGAAUUUAGGACUUUUCAGUUGCUACAAGCAGAACCACUCUCAUGCAGCCCAUGACAGGAGAGAGGAAAUGCAGCACCCCGUCCUGGCAGGAAGGUGCCCUGUUGCCAUCUCUCAUGUCAGCCCUGAUGUUUGACCUUUCUGUAGCAAGUAGUUAAGAUUUCGACUGCCUGGGGAUUAUCUCCAGAUCAUUCAAUAUCAGCCAGCACUCAUAUAGCUAUUCUUCCUCACCCUUGGAGUGAAUUCAAGGGCAGACUUUCCAAGGGGACUGGUAGAUCUAGGGACAAGAAUAGCCUGGCUGAGAAAUGAAGUUUUAGUUUAUAUUAAAUAUACUCAUAAGAUAAAAAUAUACUAGUGCCUACAAAUCGCCUGCUCUCUCAGUGUAGGAAGUAGUGGGGUCGAUGUGUUCAAUAAGCACAAAUAUGCUGAAAUGCUUGUUAGACCCUUUCCCCACUCAUUCUAGUAUCUUGGUGUCUACGACAUGUAAAUAGGAAGGAGGAAUAGGGUUUCUGUUCCUUCAGCUUCUUGCCACUGCUGAACCUAAAGCGCCAGAAUUUGUUCAGCUUUGCACUGCUAACCUGUGCUAGAAGUCCUGACUCCACUGAAACUCCUACCAGGCAAGGCUACCACUGAUUUCACUGAGCCUGGAUUUCUCCCCAGAAGUUUCCUUUCCUGUCAGCAUUUUCCACCGGCCCAUAUGUUUCUGAGCAUAUUUCCUCCAUUCAGUUACAACCUAGAACUCCAUAUGUAGCAAAUCUUUUCCUAGCCCUUAGCAGAAACACUAAGCCAAGUGUGUCAGUAUACCAAAAAGCUGGUUGGUCAUUUUCCAUGAUCGUCUCACCAUGUAAUGGCCUAAAAAAGCCAUCCAAAUGCCAGUUCCACUGAGUCCCAAUCCUAGCCACAUAGACAGUCACAUUUCAUGCAAACAAAUUAUGUAUCCAGCAUAAUUGUAUUAAAUGGGCAUGUUGUAUAUCUGAUAUAAUGCUAAUUAGAUACUAUAUAUUUGUGAAAUCUUUUAAAAAUAGACUCAUGGGUCCAGAAUUUGUGAGGGUUUUAUGUUUGGCUUUCUGGGUGGGUUGGGAUUUGCUUUGGGUUUUUUUGGUUGGUUGGUUGAUUAGUGGCUUUGGGUUUUUUUUGUUUUUUUUUUUUCUUGUAUAUCUGUUCCUAUCAAAUUUUGUGGAAUUAACUCACACUAGAACAUACUUCUGUAGCCAGGAAAGGGUCUCAGAAGUUUUGAAGGCCAGCCAGACCAAGCGCUGUAAUAGCAUUAAUGCUGGACUCUCUCCAGCAUUCGCAUACCAUGGUGCAUACUCAAAGCCCCAUCACAUGCAUGCACCCAUGUUGCUGUUCCAAACAACAGGCAUGCUUCCUCCUCCUUAGGCUCAAAAGAUCACUGACUUCAGGUUGUAACACAUUCCCAUACAGUACUUCUCUCUUCAUGUGCUACAUUUCCACAUCUCUUUCUUCACUAAACCAUUUAAUUAACUCUGCCCUUCACUUUCCCCUCAAAUAGCCUUAUAGUUCCCAGUUCCACACUCCACUUCUGUAGCAUAAAAUGCCUGCAGGUUGUUCUCAGCUUGAGUCUCAUGUGGAGGCUGAUAAUGUGCACCUAGCUGUUCUGGUGCAAGGUAGGCAACAGGAGUGUGCUGUCUUCCGCAGGGGGAAUUUAGAGAUAGACCUCAGUGGGAUAGACAGGUUGGCUUUCACUGUGCUGCAGCUUUCAAAAGAGAUCCAAGGUACUUCUCUUUCCCAGACUGUCCUGGCAUUGUUGGUCCUAGUUCAUGGGCUUACUUCUGCCUCACCCAACACAGACCGUAUUCAGAAUAGAUUCCAUUGGAGAGAAAUACUGGGGCUUUGUUUGACGGAAACUGAGCUGUGAAGGAACAAAUAACUGUCUCCAUGGUUCAGAUUGUCAAGUUCAUUAUUGUGCAACCUUGGGCAGAAUCUCUCUGGGUGACACCCAGAUUUUUUUAUGAAUCACUGUGGCAGAUCAUGACCUGGGAUCAAGAAAGGAAAGGCCUCUCCAGAACUCACUCCUCAUGUCCUGACUCCUUACCUUGAUGGACACUCCUCUCCCCUGACUACCUCCAAGCUCCUCAGCUCAGUCACUGGAUAUUUCUUAAAAGGCAAUUCCAUGUGAAAACAUUGCCCUUGGUGACCUCCCUGCUGUCUAAAGUUUUGUGGCUGAUUUGAAGAGAACAGAAACACACAUGGCUGAUGGAGAGGCAGUCUCUGCUGAGGUUCUGAAUCUCUUCCAUUCUCCUCUUGGCCCAGACAAAUCUGGGAUCAUCGCCUCUGCAAGCAGGGGUAUGUGAACACUGUGGGAGAGGAGAGUCCACCCUAGAGUCUCCAGGACUUGAGGUGGCAGAGCCCAUGGAGCAGAGGUGACCGUGUGAGGCCAUGAGUAAGUGAACACUCAUUUCCAGUUACAUGGCCACGUGUCCCAAGUGAUAGUCUUUGUUUAAAUGUUCAGUUCAUGAAUAAGGAAGCUGCUGGACCAAGUGCAAAAACAGAGGCUUUUCACUCAAGUACCCUGUGCAGAUGCUGUGCUGUGCUGUGUUCCAGGCCAUUUGACAUCAGAGCCUUCUCUUACUGACUGACGAAUAUCACAGGCCCUCUGCUAGCCUGUACUAUCUGGGCAAUAAUCCUCCAAGAAAUGCUGGGCCCGUCUCCUGGUCUCUUCCACUCAUGCAACUGUUUCAAACAGUUGUGUUCCAUAACAACCAUCAAAAAGCCUUUCUAGGCAAAAAUCUCUUCAGGGACUCUGCCACCAUGACAGAAAAUUUUCGACAAAUUUCUCUGAGAAGGUCCCCUUACCUGGAUGGCCAAAGUUUGUUUCUAGGAACCAUGUGUUCCUGUGGUUUGCUGUGUGUGCUGGAAUUGGUUGAUAUCUUGAACAAUGGUAUUUCAGUAUGCACAGAUGUUAUUUGAUUUUUUCUCAUUAUCCCUUGUUCCUGAAAGUUUUUCACUGAAAGGACACAUGGUCCAAGACUGGGAGUCAUGAUGAGCCUGGCCCCCAGCACUUUGGUUCCCUGUGACCCAAGUAUGAUGGUAAUAGUCACAAUUUCCUAACCCAGAGAGGCAAUGUGAGGGUUCAUACCAUAAUGUCUACGGAGUUCUUUGAGACCCUCUCAAAAUAGACACUGUAGAACAGGAAACAUUUUUAUUAAUCCUGUUUGCCAGAAAACCAUUGUCCUGCCGCAUCACGUCUGGUGUGUUGUAAUCCAGUGUCUGUCCAGAAUGAGAGUGUUGGAGUUGGUGGGGGCAGCUUCCCCCAAAUCCUACUUCUUUCCUUCUGGACAUGGUUCCACUAGCAGGCAGCAGUAUUUAGAGAUGCUGUUACUUGCACUUUGACUUUUCUGCUUACUUCUCCUUAUGUCUGAGUCACCAUCUCAUUCUGUACUCAGGAGAAAAGCAGGAAGCAGUCACAUUCCUCUGUAUAGUAAAAUACAAUCUGCCUUGAUUAAUCUAAUAUACUCUGAAGGAUUGAUCUGUCUUUUUCUCCAAUCCACAGGUGGAAACACACAUCUGUGCAGCACCCAGUUCCCAGAGUGCAUGUGCAGGGAGUGGGGGAGGGUGAUGUUGAAAAAUUUAUAUUAUUUCCUACAAACUGAUAAGUAUUCACAUUCCCCAAGCAGCAACAUGCAAUAGUGAGUUGCACUGGGUUUUGUACAACUCUUUCAUUAAUACAGAUGUAUGUAUGUAUAUGUAUACACACACACACACACACACACACACACACAUAUAUAUAUAUGCAUACAUACUGUAGAAUGUAAUCAGUAAGUUCUGACUGACCCUGUAACAGUCUAAUCUUCCAAAAUAUAUUGACUCAUUCUUUGAAAUACAGAAAACUAUUUUUAAUGAACCACACAUCACCAUAUGGAAUGGAAAUUUUAUCAUAAAAGUCUUCUAAUGACAGCGAAUUGUGUUUUAAAGGAAAAAUGAAAAUGAAAUAUUUUUCAAUGUUUUAAUGUUCCUUUUAUAAAUAAAGUUCUGUUAUUUGCUGCGGGGGGGGUGGGGGAGGGGAGUGGGCAGGGGGAGAAAUAGGGACAGUUACCCAGGAAUAAGCCCUCCUUUCCUGGCCUACAUUUAAUUUCUACCUACUGUUCUGCUUUCCUGGCAGGCUGCAAAGCUAAUUCCAUGAAUCUAGGCUUCCUGCAUGCAUAUUUUGGUUCUUGUGACUAUCAGCAGCUUUCCCGUCAGAAGACUGCAAGAGCCUGGAAUCAUGGUUUUGUGAGAGAUGGGUAGUUCCUGGUAGCUGGGAAGAUUUCUUCGUCGUCUUCUUCCACAGCAAACAAACCCAUCAUGAAACAGGGUAACUUCAAUUGUGUUUGUUGUAAGUAAGUGGUCUAAUUUGUGAUCAGUUUGCCAUCUUCAGUUUGUGUAAUGGAAAAAUAGCUAGUUUAGCUUUGUUUCAGAUUUAGUGAUUAAUCUGGAAGGAGGCACUCUCUGAAAUAUGUUUAAUACAUAUAGAUUUAAUGUUCAGGUAUAUUUCAGAUGAGUAAAAAUAUAUUACGGGAAAGAAGUGAGAAGGGGGCUUAAAUAUUUUCGUUAAAAGUGUUGUUAGCAAUAAGCCUGUGUUGGGGCUGUUUCUGAGUGAAUAGCCACUUCUGUGUUGUAUGUUCAAAAGUGGAUCAUAGAAGAUAUCGUCGUUCCCAGCAUCUCUUAGCUGGUUCAAGGCUGUAAUGGAGGUGCCCCCAAAAUCCAACUGGGAAAACCAACCUACGUUUCACCUCCUGGAGCCCUGGCGGUAAGGGGAGCAUGGGAACAAUCUCAUUGUUUGAACACAUUGAUGUAAAUCUGAAAGUGAUCUAUAAUCUCAGCAGCUAGCAAAACCGCGUCCUGUGUCUCUGCUGUGACUCCACGACGUCUGGGAGGUCUCCAUCAGCACCAUCUCCACCGCAGCGAGACGGCGUCAUGCCAUCCUGACGUCCUGCCCACGUGCUUCGUAAUAGCUUCUGACCUUCAGUCUGUAAACCCAUUAGAAAUUUUUGUAGCAAGAAUUUCUUGGCUCUGAGAAAGACACUUCUUACUGUACUAUUUUUAGUUUGGGGGACAAUAUUUCCUAAGAGGAGUUAAGUGGAUAUUUUUGUGCUUUAGCCCAGUUUAUGGAUUCCAUGUUUAUUAUACAGUAGUACUAAAGAGGAAGUACAUUUGUAUCUGUAACUUUGCACAGACUCUUGGUUAACCAUUAAAUAAGCUUCAAGAUGAGCAGUAUUUGACUGUUUUUCUCUGUAUUAUUCUUGUUGUUAUACUUACCUGUAAAAGCACAUUCUGUAUGUACUGUAAACAAAAAUAUUAUCAGUUUAGUAAAAUUUAGAGUCUUAAGGAUUUUUCCACUUUUGUCAGUAACAAAUAUUUAUGGAUUCAAAAAUAAAGGCAAUUUCAACAUAUAAAUUGUUUCUUUUUUGAUAUCUAUUGGGGAAAAAUAAAAGGCCAUUUUCUUGGCAUCAUUCCCAAUCUUUGUAACCAGCAUUUGAAAGGUAGAUAUCUAUAUUUCUGUGUGUACUUAAAUAGCAUCUAUUAAAAUGAAUGCUACAAGG